UCAGGAACAAGAUUGUUCUGGGCCGCCGUUUGAGGUGUCACUAACUCCGUCAACAAUCGACCGUCAAUAACGCCGUGUAACGUCCUCGGUCUUUCGUCCACAUGUAACGGACCAGAUCCUUUCGCGAGAAUGUCUUAAGCCGAACGGCGCCGCUGCCCCGGAAAGAACGAUAGCCUUUUCGCUCCACCGAAAGUUCAUUGCCGCUUGGCGGCUGAGAACGUGGUAGGUGAAGAGACUACCUUGGCGCCCUGUUUGGCCACCUGGACCCUCUAUAUCACUACCGUAAAGAGAUAGGCAGUUCUUCGACGGACGAGGUCGGUAACAGAAAGGAUUCAGAGGUCGCCAUUGAUAUUCGUCACGGUGUAGCUAGCUGUCUGCGUAGUUUCCGUAGUGACUGUCUUGGAUAUCGGAUGUACGUUCGAGGAGCUGCUUCUUUGCGGUGUACUCGGGUAACCACAGUAAUCCCUCAAGCGCUUACUUUUAUGGUGUCCGGGAUGCCGCGCAUCCGCAAUUGGAAGGAAGAUCAUCUUGCGAAAAGACAGGCUGUCUUUUCGGGGUCUUUUCGGAGUGUUUUCGGGGAAACGGAGCGCCGGCCUAAAGGAACCUUGACAAAGGACACGCAUAUAUUGUACUUCUCGCACCAGAACAGAAGACGGGGAGAGUUGAUAUGGGAUCAGUGCCUCCCUUGCAUGCACACGGCGACACACAAGACAAAGGCACGGCGACGGCUUAGGGUGCUUCCCACUUCGCUCGAUGCGGGUCACCACCACACCUGUUCUGCUAGCCUGCAGUGUUUCCCGAUAAUGAUCUUCUCUUCAUGAGAGCCUGAGCUGCAGUGUGGGAUAGAGGCAUUCAGCUAGGCUACGAGAGAGCGCGCGGGCGAGCAAGAAAGGGUGUAGGGGAGUAAGGGAUUGAGUGGCCGAGUGACUGAAUCGAUUGGAGGACCAGGAAGAGUGUAGCUGAAUGUCUGAAUCGACUGGCUGAAUGUUGGCAUCGAAUCUGACGUAGCUGGGUGUCUGAAGACUAAGGGGAC
Messenger RNA from Saitoella complicata NRRL Y-17804, 1033 nucleotides. RefSeq lists its product as uncharacterized. The record is from RefSeq and is a predicted model, not a curated record. The transcript has 4 exons. Bases 411 to 821 code for a protein of 136 amino acids. NCBI's taxonomy places the organism in Eukaryota, Fungi, Ascomycota, Saitoellomycetes, Saitoellales, Saitoellaceae.